AUGGCAGAAAAGUACCUGAGCCAAAUCUAUUACAAUCCAGAAAGUCCCGCAAGCUUUGGUGGCAUAGAUUCAAUUUACCGUGUCGUAAAAGACGAAGGCAAACAUCAGAUAUCACGGAAUAAAAUACAGCUAUGGCUACAAAAGCAAGACACGUAUACUUUACAUAAAUCUGUAAAAUAUCGUUUCAAAAAGAACCGUGUUAUUGUAGGCGCAAUUGACGAGCAAUGGGAGGCUGAUCUUGUGAUUAUGGACUCGAUAAGCAAAUACAAUAACGGCUUUAAGUACAUUUUAACUGUAAUCGAUGUACUUAGCAAAUAUGCGUGGGCUGAACCGAUAAAAACAAAGACUGGAGAAAAUCUUGUCAAAGCCUUUGAGAAAAUACUGAAAAAAGGUCGAAAGCCUGAAACGUUUCACAGCGACAAAGGGACAGAGUUUAUGAAUCGAAAGUUUCAAGCCUUUUUGAAGAAACAUAACAUCCGGUUUUUCACGACGCAAAACGAGACCAAGGCAUCGAUUGUCGAAAGGUUUAAUCGUACGCUCAAGACGAAAAUGUGGAAAUACUUUACAGCGAAGAAUACGCUCAAGUACGUGGACAUUCUCCAGAAACUGGUCAAAUCUUAUAAUCAUUCGAGACAUCGUAGUAUUGGCAUGAGGCCUGUUGAUGUAAAUGAAGACAACGAGAGCAUUGUGUGGCAAAAACUUUAUGGAGAAGAGCCAGACAAAUCCGUUCGGUUCAAGUUUAACAUUGGCGACCAAGUACGAAUCAGCAAAGCAAGGCGCACAUUUAAGAAAGGAUACCUACCUAAUUGGACCGAGGAA
This is a messenger RNA of Paramuricea clavata, 819 nucleotides long. NCBI's taxonomy places the organism in Eukaryota, Metazoa, Cnidaria, Anthozoa, Malacalcyonacea, Plexauridae. The record is from the annotation of a GenBank genome assembly.